AUGCAGUCGUCAGGGAUAGACGGAUUCGUUUAUUGCUACGACAGCCUGUACAGUAUUGUCUUCUAUUGGGGCAUCACUACCUUUCGUUUGUAUAGUCACCAGAAUGGUGGACCCAAAUCAACCCCGCUGGGAGUCCUCUACGUGCUCGUUGUGCGUUUCGGUCUAAUCUUUGCCUUCCUGGCUGGAAUUUAUGUUAAGCUGACCGAUCCGCAAAUGUCGCAGGCGAUGUUUAGCCACUUGUCGCCGCUGGUCAAGAUCAUCUUUACGUGGGAGGCAAUCUCCUCUAUCAUCAUUUUCGUGGGCUACUGUAUUUCGAUGGACUCGCACCGCUCCCGUCAUAUUAAAUUGUUGAUCAGCAUGCAGCUGCUGGACACGGAGAUAUCGGCGAAGUUUGCACAUGUCCGCUGGCGCUAUAAUCGCAGUCGCUCCAAAUAUUUGUAUGGCACUUUGGGUAUUGCUUGUGCCUAUGGGCUCAUUUCACUGGCUCUCAUGUUUGACUCGACUCGCUGCGCCUGUGGCUAUGUGUCCACAAUACUGAUUGCCAGCGCUUACUCCGUGAUGACCACGACUGUCGGAGGGAUUGCAUUUAUACACAUUGCCCUCAUGGACUAUCUGCGCAUACGCUUUCGUCUAAUCAUUAAGCUGGUGGGUCAGCAGUAUCAGGCAGCUGGAAAAACAGCUGGAGUCGAUUCGAUUGAGCUUCAGCGGAACAUGGAUAAGCUUUUUCAGUUCUCUAAGCGCGGCUCUCAGCUCUUAAGGGAUGUGAAUGACGUGUUUGGCUCUGUGGCUGCCUUUGGAAUUUUCUACGACUUUACGCACAUGACCUGUUUUGUGUAUAUGCUUUGCCAGAAGGUGCUCGUCCAUGAGCCGUGGGAUACACAAUAUGCAUUCAUAUCACUGCAUCUGGUCACGUAUUUCUACAAGCUGAUAAUUACCAGCAUCUACGGCUAUUUGCUGCAACGUGAGGUAAGAAAUCCCCCUUGCAGAAGAUCCUUAUUGUAA
Messenger RNA from Drosophila grimshawi, 1002 nucleotides. RefSeq names its product putative gustatory receptor 47b. The record is from RefSeq and is a predicted model, not a curated record. Bases 1 to 1002 code for a protein of 333 amino acids. The transcript has a single exon. Lineage: Eukaryota; Metazoa; Arthropoda; Insecta; Diptera; Drosophilidae.